AUGUCAGCCCCAGAUCCAAAAAAGGAGUCAGCGCCAGAUCCGAAAAAGGAAAAGACACCCGAAUCAACUACUAAGUCAAAGAGUGAAAAGCCGGGAAAACCACAAGAAAGCAUAGUGACAGUGAUACUAACUGCUAUUCAAAACAUUUGGACAAAAAUCGCCAACUUCUUUUACACCUUAUUUAUGGUGAUUAAAUUCAUUGUUACGAAGCCGGAUGUUGCUUGGGACCUUAUCACUACUUCGUUCCAUUUAAUCAAAGUAGCCAAAGAAGCCGGUUUAUGGUCAUGGAGUCAAUUAUGGGAUAUGUUCUACAUGCAAACGAUAGCACCGAUGGUCCGAGCACAACAAGUGGAAGAUGCAGUAAAAGCGCAAUAG
Haemonchus placei is the source of this 375-nucleotide messenger RNA. The record is from the annotation of a GenBank genome assembly. NCBI's taxonomy places the organism in Eukaryota, Metazoa, Nematoda, Chromadorea, Rhabditida, Trichostrongylidae.